CUUCAAGUAGUCUUCAACCCUAAAUCCCUAAUUGCUACUGCCGACUGCAUACAACAAAUAAUUGCGACUGCCGAGUGCCGACUGCUUUGCGAGUUGCGACUGACCGGCGAGGAGGCGACCUGUGGAGGCGGUGACCGACGGUCGACGGCAGCUCACGAUUUUGCGAGCACGCAUGGCAGACACGGCGGAGAUGGCUGCUUCAACACCCUGCCAAAUCGACCUCGGAAACCUCAUGGCUUACAACCCACAUCACAGCUUUCCAACUCCUCCCAAUUCCAGGGAGGAAUUAGCAUGGGAGUGCUUGCAGGAGGGAACCAAAUUAGUACAAGCAUUAGCAGAUGCUCUUUUCAACUUACCUUCAACUGAAGGCCUGGAUGGCCCAAUUGUCAAAUUGCCUCCACCCGCAACAAGAUUGCCAAGAGAGAAGCCUCUCCCAAAGCCUAAGCCCCCAACAAAAUGGGAGUUGUUCGCCAAGAAGAAAGGUAUUCAAAAACGCAAGAAAGACAAGAUUCUUUUUGAUGAACAGACUGGUACAUGGAAGCGCCGACAUGGAUAUGAUCGUGUGAAUGAUGACAAUGAUAUACCAAUUAUUGAAGCAAAGGAAACUGAUGCACCUGGAGAAGAUCCUUUUGCCAAGAGACAGGAAGAAAAGAAGAAGAGAGUUGAUAAGCAAGAGAAAAAUAGAUUGCAAAACUUGAAACAGGCUGCAAAAGUUGGUGCAGUGCCAAGCCACAUUCAGCUUGCUGCCACUUCAUUACCUAUAACAGGGACACAAGCUGCACCUAGAAAAGUUAGUAAGGUUGAACUAGGAAAUGUUGCUGGAAUGGCAGCAACUGCCACAGCUAGUGGUGGAAAAUUUGACAAGAAGUUGGCCGGAGAAAAACCUCCAAAACAUGAAAAGAAAUAUCGGAAGUUUCUACCAGUUGCAGAAGGAUCAGGAAUGGGUUCAUUAGAAAAACAGCUAACUGAUAAAGUUCUGAACAAACUAAUAUCAAAGAAUUCACAUGACAUACUCGAUGUUAACAAGGCUGUGAACAUGUACAAUGUUAAAAAGGAGAAGGGAAGGAAGAACCGUGAAGGAAAGUCUUCAACACCAAACAAGUUGAAACCAAGGGGCAAGCCUCUUAAGAAAACCUUCAAAAAGGGAUCUUCAAAAGCACCGAAAUCCAAGUGAAUUCCAUCUUAACAAUCACUGAAUGAGUGAAAUUUUGGUAUUCUGCAGUAGCUGGUGCUGCAAUACAGAGAUAUCCCCCAUCCUUCCUACCCCUUUUUUGAUAAAAAAUUUGUAGGUAGAUAAGCUGAAACAAAAUUUAAACUUCAAAAUCUUGUUUUUAGUUUGAUGCACCUGUGGAAUAUGCCUUGUUGUAUUUGUAGUUUGAUUUUCCAAGCUCUUCUUGUCUUGGUGAAAUGUGCUUGAAUUCAGAUACUAUGGUUAGAGCAAGGUUGCCCCUAGUUGACAUCUUAAUGAUAUUAUUUUUAUUCUUUUUGGUCUUA
Messenger RNA from Ipomoea triloba (trilobed morning glory), 1494 nucleotides. Its product is annotated as ribosome biogenesis regulatory protein homolog. Bases 173 to 1174 code for a protein of 333 amino acids. Lineage: Eukaryota; Viridiplantae; Streptophyta; Magnoliopsida; Solanales; Convolvulaceae. Gene Ontology annotation, biological process: ribosomal large subunit export from nucleus; ribosomal large subunit biogenesis; endonucleolytic cleavage in ITS1 to separate SSU-rRNA from 5.8S rRNA and LSU-rRNA from tricistronic rRNA transcript (SSU-rRNA, 5.8S rRNA, LSU-rRNA). Gene Ontology annotation, molecular function: protein binding. Gene Ontology annotation, cellular component: nucleolus; preribosome, large subunit precursor; nucleus. The transcript is spliced from 9 exons. The record is from RefSeq and is a predicted model, not a curated record.